AUGCAAGGCACAAUUCGUUGUAACCUUCACGACACUUUCACCGCCUUCAUUCAAAUCGUAGAAGAAGAUUCAAGUUAUACAUUUUCGGAUAUCAUCAAGGAGAAAGUAUGGACCAAUAAGCCAUCAAAUAUUACACAUAAUUUUUCGAUCAGAGGGACUUAUGAGGAAGGAGAUGGGCUUUUUGUGAGCUAAACUUGGAUCUACGUACUUUACCCCAAUUUUUUCCAGGACGAUGGGAUGUACGAACCAUUGCUCUUCAUUCGUCACACUUGUAUGGAUCAAAUAAACCGUGUCGGAAAUGUCUAUCGAACUUUCAAACCGGUUCCACAAACUGCGGCUAGUGCCAAUUUCACAGGAUUGACCAUUAAGUUAGAUAAUCGGGAAGAUUGUUGUUCAUAG
Messenger RNA from Caenorhabditis angaria, 399 nucleotides. NCBI's taxonomy places the organism in Eukaryota, Metazoa, Nematoda, Chromadorea, Rhabditida, Rhabditidae. The record is from the annotation of a GenBank genome assembly.